AUUCUUUUUACACGCUAGGAAUCGUUUGUAUAUUUAUUUUCUUUUCUCAAAAAAAUCACAUGAAAUGUAACGUAAUAUACAGUGUAUAUGAAUCAAUGAAAGACUUAUUUGAUUUAAACAAAUAAUUCGCUCGUGUUUUAAAUAUUCGUUAUAUAUUUUUAUCGAUAUUUAUGAUAAAAAAAAAAAGUGAAAAAUUCAGAAAUUUUUUUAAGAAAAGCGAGAAAAUGAAAUUCCAUUGAUAAAGAAGAUCUAGACGGAAUCUAAGUGAAAUUAAUCGUGAGAGAUAAGAUGAUAAUAAAAUAAAAAAGGGAAAGAAGAUUAUUAAAAUGUAAUUCGUUAUAAAAGUGUCUUCUUUUGUUCGUGGCAACAAAUGAUUCGCAUCAAUGAAUUCAGAACCAAUGACAACGUCAACUUUCUACGAAGAUGGAGUAUUGGAUGGCGAGCAACGAGACCGGUCACAAUGGUAGAGAGGAGACAAUCCAGGAGGUCCUCACAGAUCCAGGAUCGGCGGUACUGUUCGUCGGAUAUCCACGAUGGCUUUUGCACUUUGCUGCCGGUUGUUGCAUACUUUUCAUGCUUAUUGGCAUCCCCGGCAAUCUCUUCACAAUCGUCGCUCUUUUUCGCACCAAAAAGUUAAAAAACGCCACAGCGAUCUUCAUAAUGAAUCUCUCGAUCUCGGAUUUAAUGUUCUGUUGUUUCAAUCUUCCGCUUGCUACGUCUACGUUUUGGCAUAGUUCUUGGCAGCACGGACCAUUUUUGUGUCGAUUGUUUCCUUUGUUGAGAUAUGGCUUGGUUGCAGUAAGCCUCUUCUCAAUAUUGGCAAUUACAAUUAAUCGUUACAUUAUUAUUAGUCAUCCUAGACUUUAUCCUAGAAUAUAUAAACCAAAAUAUUUAAUACUAAUGAUUUUGGGUAUAUGGAUCGCUGUUUUUAGUAUUCUCAUCAUUACAUGGUUUGAAAGUUGGGGUCGUUUUGGAUUGGAUGUUGUCAUUGGCUCAUGUUCUAUUCUUCCAGAUAUAAAUGGACAAAGUCCAAAGGAAUUUCUUUUUUUCGUUGCUUUCUUGAUACCUUGCAUCGUAAUUGUUGUUUGUUAUGCAAGAAUAUUUUAUAUUGUUCGCAAAACAGCAUUUAAAAGUAGAAAACGACAUAUACAUGCUAGUGUCGAUCCAAUUAAAAGUAAUCAUGAGGUAAGUAAAAAAAAAAAUAAAUGAAUCUAGUUCAAAUGAAAUUAUAAUA
Molecule: messenger RNA, 1234 nt
Organism: Apis dorsata (giant honeybee)
Lineage: Eukaryota; Metazoa; Arthropoda; Insecta; Hymenoptera; Apidae
Product: G-protein coupled receptor moody-like
Exons: 4
Coding region: 424-1209 (261 amino acids)
Biological process (GO): G protein-coupled receptor signaling pathway
Cellular component (GO): membrane
Molecular function (GO): G protein-coupled receptor activity
Source: RefSeq, a predicted model, not a curated record